AUGGCAGAUGGUACCUACAGGUUCCAGCAGCCUGGGGCCGGGCAGUUCUACUUCCAAACACAACCGCAGCAGCACUCCCACCAACGACACCUCAUUCGAAACGGAACCAAUUCCCCGACGGGACGACUAAAGUUCAACCCCGACACCCCCUCUCCCUCCCGAUCUCCUCCCUUAAACCAAGCCGCUGCCCUCAACCAUUUCACCAUGUAUGGCCAAAGCCACCAGGGACAGCAUGUCAUGAUGAAUGGCGGUCAAACCCACCAGCGGUUUGGCAUGCAGAUUCCCAAGUUCCAGUCGCAGAACCACCAUCCGCAUCAUGCUCAACAACCUCACCAUCAUUCGCACCACACCCAGGCGACUCACACCAUUGCCCACCAACACAAUUUCUCCGGCGGGGCCCUGGCCACCACAACUCCCCACUUUACCCCAACUCACCUACAGAAUGGAGCUCCCGCCACCGUGGAUGAAGACCUGGACGAAUCGAUGAACGAACAUUGGCAGCAACAACUUCAACUGGCAGCUGAGUCCCGGCAGUCCAAUUCGCCCCACUACUACGCUCGGGUUAUGGCGCAGCAGUCCAAGGGGAUCCAGAUCAUGCCCAGCCAGGUCGAGCCGCAGGAAAAUGGUUUGGAUGCGCGCAAUGGGACGGCCACAGCGAAACCGGCGUCCAGACAAGGCUGGAAUGCGCUUGACUUUGGUGGCCAAGGAUUGCGGGCGAUGUCUCCUUCACUCUUCAACUAUAACUUCCUGGAGAAGUUGUACCUCAACCACAACAAGCUCAAGGCGCUGCCCACAGCAAUCGGUCACCUGCGGAAAUUGAACCAUCUUGACCUCUCCGGUAACGAUUUGACGGAGCUCCCGGAAGAAAUCGGCAUGCUGUCAAAUCUGAAGAAGCUCUUCCUCUUCGACAACAAUAUCCGCACGUUCCCUUAUGAAAUGGGCUACCUUUAUCGGUUGGACACUUUGGGCAUUGAGGGCAACCCGCUCGAUGAAGUUCUCAAGUCCCAAAUCAUGAAGGAUGGGACCAAGGCUCUCAUCAAAUAUUUGAAGGAGAAGAUGCCAGUCCACCUUCCUCCCCCAGAUCGCGAUUGGGUCAUCCUGGAUGAGACUGCGAGUUCGACCAACACCCCCACCGAGAAAAUCACCGUCUUGUCCUACAACACGCUGUGCGAUUCGUCCGCCACACAAUCGCAUUAUGGCUACGCCCCCUCUCGAAUCUUGUCCUGGGAAUUUCGUCGAGAUCUUAUUCUGAGCGAAUUGCGAUCCCACAGCUCGGAUAUUGUCUGCCUGCAGGAGGUGGAUCAGGGCAGCUACAACAACUACUUCCGAGAACAGCUUGCCUACAAUGAUUACAAGGGUGUUUAUUGGCCGCGAGGACGUGCGAUGGGCAUGCAGGAGGAAGACGCCAGGACCGUGGAUGGCUGUGCCACUUUCUUCAAAGGAAGCAAGUACAUCUUGCUGGACAAGCAAUUGAUCAACUUUGGUCAAACUGCUGUGCGGCGACCCGACGCCAAGGGCCAGGAUGAUAUUUACAACCGGCUGUGGCAGAAGGACCACAUCGCCGUGGUGAUCUUUUUGGAGAACCGCCAAACCGGGGCACGGUUCAUUGUUGUGAACGCUCAUCUUUACUGGGACCCGGCCUUCAAGGAUGUCAAGCUGAUCCAGACAGCCAUCUUGAUGGAGGAAAUCACGAAGCUUUCCGAGAACUACGCCAAAUGGCCGGCUUGCACCGACAAGGCCGCCUUCCGUUUCUCGGAGGCAGAGAGUGGCUCGGAGAGCGCACCCCCUGCGGAGCCUGCGCCGUCCAUGGAGUAUGCUAGUGGUGACCAGAUCCCACUCCUGAUGUGUGGUGACUUCAACUCCUCCCCGGGGUCUGCUGCGUACAAUCUGAUUGCCAACGGGCGAUUGACUGAGGAGCACCCGGAUCUUGAGAAACGCCUGUAUGGCAAUCUCAGCCGGGUCGGGAUGACGCACCCGUUCAAGUUGAAGUCGGCCUACUCGUCAAUUGGGGAGCUGAGUUUCACCAACUACACCCCCGACUUCAAGGACAUCCUGGACUAUGUCUGGUACACCUCGAACACUCUCCAUGUGUCGGCGUUACUUGGCGAGGUAGACAAGAACUAUCUCAGCCGGGUGCCUGGGUUCCCCAAUUUCCAUUUUCCUAGUGAUCAUGUCGCAUUGUUCGCGGAGUUUACCGUUAAGGGGAAAAAGGGUAAGGUUGUGGAGGCGGAUUUUGGGCCGCAACGGCACUGA
Molecule: messenger RNA, 2253 nt
Organism: Penicillium alfredii
Lineage: Eukaryota; Fungi; Ascomycota; Eurotiomycetes; Eurotiales; Aspergillaceae
Product: CCR4-Not complex 3'-5'-exoribonuclease subunit Ccr4
Exons: 2
Coding region: 1-2253 (750 amino acids)
Biological process (GO): nuclear-transcribed mRNA poly(A) tail shortening
Cellular component (GO): cytoplasm; nucleus; CCR4-NOT complex
Molecular function (GO): protein binding; poly(A)-specific ribonuclease activity
Source: RefSeq, a predicted model, not a curated record